Conger conger (European conger) is the source of this 3563-nucleotide messenger RNA. Its product is annotated as neuronal acetylcholine receptor subunit alpha-4-like. The record is from RefSeq and is a predicted model, not a curated record. The transcript has 6 exons. Gene Ontology annotation, cellular component: neuron projection; synapse; postsynaptic membrane. Gene Ontology annotation, molecular function: acetylcholine-gated monoatomic cation-selective channel activity; transmembrane signaling receptor activity. NCBI's taxonomy places the organism in Eukaryota, Metazoa, Chordata, Actinopteri, Anguilliformes, Congridae. Bases 137 to 1879 code for a protein of 580 amino acids. Gene Ontology annotation, biological process: regulation of membrane potential; monoatomic ion transmembrane transport; chemical synaptic transmission.
ACCCCAACGCACAAGUAUAAAUGCUCUCAACAGCAUAGGGGUUAUUUUUACCUAUGCACCAAACGCAGUUCUUACAUAGUUACAUUUCUGGGGAGGUGAGCGUCAGGCUACGUCGUAGGCCUACAGCAACGUGAACAUGAAGGCCCAUGCAGAAGAGAGGCUCCUGCGGACCCUCCUGACCGACUACAACAAGAUGUCCCGUCCGGUCGCCAACACGACCGAUGUGGUGCUGGUGCGCUUUGGGCUGUCCAUCGCCCAGCUCAUUGACGUGGAUGAAAAGAACCAAAUGAUGACCACCAAUGUCUGGGUCAAACAAGAGUGGAAUGAUUACAAGCUACGAUGGAACCCCCAAGAUUAUGAAAAUGUUACCUCAGUUCGGAUUCCAUCUGAACUUAUCUGGAGGCCAGACAUUGUGCUGUAUAAUAAUGCAGAUGGAGAUUUUGCCGUGACCCACCUGACCAAAGCUCACCUGUUCCACGACGGCAGAAUAAAAUGGGUGCCCCCCGCCAUCUAUAAGAGCUCAUGCAGCAUAGACGUCACCUUCUUCCCCUUCGACCAGCAGAACUGCAAGAUGAAGUUCGGCUCCUGGACCUACGACAAGGCCAAGAUCGACCUGGUGAGCAUGGCCAGCAACGUGGAUCAGAUGGACUACUGGGAGAGCGGGGAGUGGGUCAUCAUGAACGCAGUGGGGAAAUACAACACCAAGAAGUACGAGUGCUGCACCGAGAUCUACCCGGACAUCACCUACUCCUUCAUCAUCCGGAGGCUGCCUCUCUUCUACACCAUCAACCUGAUCAUCCCCUGCCUGCUCAUCUCCUGCCUGACCGUGCUGGUGUUCUACCUGCCGUCGGACUGCGCCGAAAAGAUCACGCUCUGCAUCUCGGUGCUCCUGUCCCUCACCGUCUUCCUGCUCCUCAUCACCGAGAUCAUCCCCUCCACCUCGCUGGUCAUCCCGCUCAUCGGCGAGUACCUGCUCUUCACCAUGAUCUUCGUCACCCUCUCCAUCAUCAUCACCGUCUUCGUGCUCAACGUCCACCACCGCUCGCCGCGCACCCACACCAUGCCGCACUGGGUCCGCAGGGUCUUCCUGGACGUCAUCCCCAUCUACCUGUUCAUGAAACGGCCCUCCACCGUCUGCAAGGACAACUGCAAGAGGCUGAUCGAGAUGAUGCACAAGAAGGUGAGCCCGACAUCCAUCUGGGCAGAGGCCGAGUCCAGCCUCUUCGUCCCCCAGCCCGACGGGCAGGGCACCCCGGCCCGCUCCCCGUCCCCUAGCCUCUGCCUCCCCAUGGAGCAGCACCUUCCCAAGACGCAGCUGCUGUCCGCCUCCAGCCAGUACUCCAUCCUCCUGGAGGAACCCCACCUGCAGGACUGCUUCUCCCCCUCUCCGUCCCCCAGCAUCCUGCUCAGCCUGUCCCCGGACGGGCCUCGAGGACACCCGAAGGAGCGCUCCCUCAGCGUGCAGCACGCCCUCGACGAGCGGGAGCUUCCCCAGGGCGUUCCCCGCUGCCACUCCUGUAGCUUUCAGUACUGCUGCGUGCAGGAGGAGGCCUCCCAGAGCGCUGGGUUCCUGCGCAUCCCUUCGCCCUGUGGCAUGGCUCACCCCAAACCUACCACCCCCUUCGACAGACCCUCUCCAGUCACCGACGGCAAGGAGCAGCAGCUCUUCCUAAUGUCCCCCUCCAUGAAGCUGGCUAUCGAGGGUGUUCAGUACAUCGCAGACCACCUCCGGGCAGAAGAUGCUGACUUCUCUGUGAAAGAAGACUGGAAGUAUGUGGCGAUGGUCAUUGACAGGAUAUUUUUGUGGAUGUUUAUAAUUGUGUGCGUUCUGGGAACUGUGGGACUGUUUCUUCCUCCUUGGUUGGCCGGAAUGAUCUAGAAUGUAAUACAGUUAGAGGAAAUAUGACAUGGGCAGGGAGUCACACUUUACAAAGAAAUGUGUUUUCCAUUCUAAGUUGGAUGUAAAAUCAUGAGUUAUCGGAGUGAGGAAUUAAAGAUUACAUGUUUUUUGCAGAUAAUGUUUUGAUGUUUGUGUUUCAACCUUAAGCUCAUUUCUGUGUACAAUAACUACUUUCUGUGUACAAAACUGUGACUUAUCAUGUUUUGUCUACUUUGCUUUGGAAAUUAUAUGUAUUAGCCUACUAUGUUUUGAUUCAUAUUAAUGUAAACAUAUCUAUUGAUUAACAGCUAUAAACAUCCUUUGACGAAUUGUCAGAUUAAACUAUUAAAAAUAAUACAUUAUGAUGCUGCCAUAAUUUCUGUGGUGCAAGGAAACCAUUGCUUUGUUUUCUCCUUUGGCAACUCAAUUCAGCAUUUGACUAGUAUUUUCUAGGUAUUUCCUUUCACUUUCCAGGAUAUAUUUAGUAUGCAUGUUUAUGUACAAAGUUGUUUACUACUUUGUAAAAUCCACAUCAAAGUCAAAAUGUGUUGAAGUAAAUUAUCAUGAAUUAACAUAAUGAACAGCAGUAUUAUUAUAUACAGUAAUCACCAUACAGUAUGUACUCUAUGUUUAAUAACAAUUACAAAGCGCCUAAGGGAAGGCAAUGUGCAAGUGCUUCAAUUUCAGUAACAAUUUCCAUAUCUAAGACACUUUCAUUGUCAGUGAAAUUUGACCAAUCAGUAUAUUGAGAAUAAUAAACACUGUCAGUGACUCACAGGAUGCUGUUUGAUCCUUGGAAAGGAAGCUGUGCCACAUGCUGGCAAACUUUCGUCCCUUUUCAAACUCACAAAGAUGCCAUGUGCAUUUGUAGAAAGGAAAUAACAAGAAAAAAGAAGUCAAAUGUUGCCUUCUCACUUACCAAACAAUUAAAUAAAACCUGCAUUUAAAAUUCAGUCAUUAUAUAUGCCAUCCCACGCAUGCAAUAUGUUGAGUCAGUCAGCGAACAAAUUAAUUCAUAUGAGAUAACAGAUUCUUCUUAAUGCUACUAUUAUUUUUCUUUUCCUGUAAUAUGGAGGGGGCUCAAUCAUUUCUGACUAGUAGACUGGUUAUGCCAAAUGUUUUUCCAUUAUUCUCAAUAUACUGGCGUAAAUAUCAUAGAAAAUGUAUAUUUAUCAUGUAAUAUCUUAAUGAAAUCAUAUCAACUAAUUUUGGGAAAUGAGUGUUUCAUCAGUUUCAGCAAGAACUCUUUACCUGGGGCUUUUUGUUCUGCAGAAAAAUAUUGGUCAAAUUGGUUUGCUUUGGAACUUGAGAAAGCCCAGACUCGACUCUCCCCCUCCUUCCAGAAACUCUCGCCUGGGCUGUCCACCACCAUAAUUUCUGUAUUCCUUUCUUUGGUUAAUCAUUUCAAACAAGAGUCCAUUUCUCCUCACUUUAUAAAUACUGCUCUGCCUGUAAUUGUGUCCAUAUUCUCUGUGAGAUAAGACAUACUUCCCUCUUAAUUAUCCCUUUAUCCCUCUAUUUUGUCUUGGCCAGUGCAUGAUGGGCUCUCCCUCUAUAGACGUGUUCUUCCCAUUGGAAAUAUUUUUCUCACCAAGGUUUUUCUCCUCACAAGCACCUCAUGUGCUUUCCAUUUGCAGGUUCAGGCCUGGUGUUUUCCCUACAAAUAAAAUGAUGAAUAUCUGUG